Colletotrichum chrysophilum is the source of this 1086-nucleotide messenger RNA. It is a transcript of the gene PPM1, whose product is annotated as carboxy methyl transferase for protein phosphatase 2A. The coding region runs from base 1 to 1086 and encodes 361 amino acids. Gene Ontology annotation, biological process: C-terminal protein methylation. Gene Ontology annotation, molecular function: protein C-terminal leucine carboxyl O-methyltransferase activity. The transcript has 2 exons. The record is from RefSeq and is a predicted model, not a curated record. Lineage: Eukaryota; Fungi; Ascomycota; Sordariomycetes; Glomerellales; Glomerellaceae.
AUGUCCGGCAACGCGAUACCAAAUCUGCUGUCCCUCCGCGGAGCAAGGGGAGGCCGACCCGGUCGCGGGCGCGGAAGAGGCGGCCCAGGCGGCGGACCUUCCUCCGCGGGUCCGACACAUGACCAAACCAUCCAGGGCACCGACGACGAUGCCGCCGGAUCACGUCUUAGCGCCGUCAAUGUGGGAUACCUAGAGGACCCGUACGCCCGCUUCUUCGUCGACGGCAUGGCUGGACCGCCUCCCAGGAGACUACCCAUCAUCAACCGAGGCACUUACACGAGAACCGUUGCUCUCGACAGCCUUGUCGACAGCUUUUUAUCGGAAGCCGGUGGUUCGGGCGACGGGCCGAAGCAGAAGCAAAUCGUCUCUAUCGGCGCCGGGACCGACACUCGCCCCUUUAGACUUUUCCCAAGGACCGACCGGCCGGGACUAGUCUAUCAUGAGCUGGACUUUGCCGUGACGGUGCGAAAGAAGGCCCGCAUAGUUCAGGGCGUACCCCCUCUGCGUCAAAUCCUCGGUAACCCUUCAUCGGAGGAGGACGGUUCGUGGAGCUGUCAGCCUUCAGCUUCCGAUAGCUACUACUGCCACGCACGCGAUCUUAGAGAGCUCGUCCAGCCCGGCGCACCAACCCUCAAGGGACUCCGAACGGACAUUCCGACUCUCUUGAUAUCUGAGUGUUGCCUGUGUUACCUGGAAACAUCCGCAACGAAGGACCUCAUCUCGUGGUUCGAGCAGAAGAUUCCCGACCUCGGCAUCAUCAUUUACGAACCCAUCAGGCCCGACGACCCCUUUGGCAAAAUGAUGACGUCCAACCUGGCGGCAAGACGGAUUCGUAUGCCGACAUUGGAGAGCUACAAGUUACCGCAGGACCAAGAACAACGCCUUCGCGACACUGGCUUCGAGCAUGCCAACGCGUUAACAGUCGAGCGGAUCUGGGAACGGUGGGUGUCGUCAGACGAGAAGGAAAGGGUUGACCGACUGGAGGGGCUGGAUGAGGUGGAGGAGUGGAAGCUGCUUGCCGACCAUUAUGUUGUAGCCUGGGGAUGGAGGGGAUCCGGGUUUGAACUGUUCAAUUCUGGUAGAUAG